Molecule: messenger RNA, 1848 nt
Organism: Amaranthus tricolor (Joseph's coat)
Lineage: Eukaryota; Viridiplantae; Streptophyta; Magnoliopsida; Caryophyllales; Amaranthaceae
Product: phosphoglycerate kinase, chloroplastic
Exons: 6
Coding region: 159-1616 (485 amino acids)
Biological process (GO): glycolytic process; gluconeogenesis
Cellular component (GO): cytosol
Molecular function (GO): ATP binding; phosphoglycerate kinase activity; ADP binding
Source: RefSeq, a predicted model, not a curated record
AAUUAAAAAUUAAAUAAAACAUCUUGAGCCUCUCCUAAGUGAUAAGGAAAUCCAUCUCAAUUUUCCCUCUCUAUAUCAAUCCCCUUUUCUUUCUCUUGUGGACUCUUGAAACAACUCACAACCCACAACGAACAAUCUAUACCUUUGUGUGUCCUUCAAUGGCGUCUACAGCAGCAGCAUCCUCUUCUUUCACUCUCAUUAAGUCUUCAUCUUCUUCAUCUUCUUCUUAUUCUACACGUUCUCCAUGCUUGAUCCGUCUUGCCUCAACUCUUCGUCCUCCUUUCCGUCGUUUGGGAUUCUCUGGAGCUGCUGCUGAUGCCUCUUUUUCACACCAUGUUCUAUCCAAGAUUCAUUCGUUUUCUUCUCUAAAUUCUAAACCCAUUAGAGGGGCUGCUUCCAUGGCUAAGAAGAGUGUUGGAGACCUCACUUCUGCUGAUUUGAAGGGUAAAAAGGUUUUUGUUAGAGCUGAUCUUAAUGUCCCUCUUGAUGAUAACCAGAAUAUUACUGAUGAUACUCGUAUUCGUUCUGCUGUUCCUACUAUCAAGUAUUUGAUGAGUAAUGGUGCUAAAGUUAUUCUUUCUAGUCAUUUGGGGCGACCUAAAGGAGUUACACCAAAAUUUAGCUUGGCACCUCUUGUACCUCGGCUUUCUGAACUCCUUGGUAUUCAGGUAGUGAAGGCUGAUGAUUGCAUUGGUCCCGAGGUUGAGAAGUUGGUUGCGGGACUCCCUGAUGGCGGUGUUCUACUCCUUGAGAAUGUUAGAUUUUACAAGGAAGAGGAGAAGAACGAACCAGAAUUUGCGAAGAAGCUUGCUUCCUUGGCUGACCUUUAUGUGAAUGAUGCUUUUGGCACUGCUCACAGAGCUCAUGCAUCAACCGAAGGAGUUACCAAAUAUUUGAAACCAUCUGUUGCUGGAUUUCUUUUGCAGAAGGAAUUGGACUACCUUGUUGGAGCAGUUUCAACCCCAAAGAGACCAUUUGCCGCUAUAGUGGGUGGUUCGAAGGUCUCUUCCAAAAUUGGAGUUAUCGAAUCACUUUUGGAAAAAUGUGAUAUCCUACUCCUUGGAGGAGGAAUGAUCUUUACAUUCUACAAGGCUCAAGGUCUUUCCGUAGGAUCUUCUCUUGUGGAAAACGAUAAGCUUGAUCUUGCAACUUCUCUCCUCGAGAAGGCUAAGGCGAAAGGCGUGUCUCUUUUGUUACCAUCUGAUGUCGUUAUAGCAGACAAGUUUGCUGCUGAUGCAAACAGCAAGAUUGUCUCUGCAUCGGAAAUCCCUGAUGGCUGGAUGGGAUUGGACAUUGGACCCGAUUCUAUCAAGAAAUUCAGUGAAGCUUUGGACACCACACAAACCGUCAUCUGGAAUGGUCCCAUGGGAGUCUUCGAAUUCGAUAAGUUUGCUGUUGGUACUGAGGCAAUCGCUAAGAAGCUAGAAGACAUUAGCAAGAAGGGUGUGACGACAAUUAUUGGCGGUGGUGACUCUGUUGCAGCGGUAGAGAAGGUAGGAGUGGCCGAGUCAAUGAGCCACAUAUCAACUGGCGGAGGUGCUAGUCUUGAAUUGUUGGAGGGCAAAGAGCUUCCCGGAGUGCUUGCCCUUGACGAGGCUGAGCCAGUUCCCGUGUAAAACAAGUAUAUCACCCUAUAAAUUCUUUUUUCUUAUCUCCCCUCGUUUCCAGCUUCAGCCUCUUAACAUGAGUAUGUUACCGAGAACCAAAAUCGAUAGAAACCGAGUCACUUUGUAGAUGCUUGUAAUUUCUUUGAAAUAAGAACAUAUCCGUUGAGCACUUUAAGUUGUUGCCCUCGAUUUAUUGAAAUACAUUUCCGUCUGUAUUCUAAUUAAAUUAUUCUUUGCACAA